This is a messenger RNA of Amphibalanus amphitrite, 5005 nucleotides long. Its product is annotated as homeotic protein spalt-major-like. NCBI's taxonomy places the organism in Eukaryota, Metazoa, Arthropoda, Thecostraca, Balanomorpha, Balanidae. The transcript is spliced from 6 exons. The record is from RefSeq and is a predicted model, not a curated record. Gene Ontology annotation, molecular function: DNA-binding transcription factor activity, RNA polymerase II-specific; RNA polymerase II cis-regulatory region sequence-specific DNA binding. The coding region runs from base 128 to 3667 and encodes 1179 amino acids. Gene Ontology annotation, biological process: regulation of transcription by RNA polymerase II. Gene Ontology annotation, cellular component: nucleus.
UCAGUAGUCGGCCGGCCGGCGCGGAGGCAGUGUCUCAGAGCAGCAGCGGCCGCCGGCAGCCGCCCGAGCGAGCCGAGCCGAGCGCACACAGUCGGGCCGGGUCAGACGGGGUCACCGAGGUCGGGUCAUGUCGCGGCGGAAGCAGGCGCGCCCGAUCCGCCACCUGGACUCGGAGGAGCCGCCGGACCUGCCAUUGGGCAAUGGCGGUGGAUCGGAGGUCGACUGCGCCGACCUCGACGGCCGACGCUCGCCGAUCGAGGAGCGUCGUCCCGAGUCCGAGCCGGCCGCGGACGCCGAGCAGGACGAAGCCGACGGCUCAGUGGCGUCUCCGGCCGGCAGUGUCGCCAGUCGGGACAGCCCCCGCGCGCGCCUCAUCACCGAGGAGACCAAACUGGGCGCGCUUCAGGCGAACCUGGCGAGCUCUCUCAGCUCGCUGGCUUCUCUGACGGGCUCACCGGCGGCGCUGCCUGGUCUGCUGCAGGCCCUCAAGGCCGGCUCUCCGUCCCUGGAGUCGCUGCAGAGCACCGGCAUGGCGGUGGCGCAGCUGACCGCCUCGGCCGUGGCCAACAACACGCACAACCCAAAGGCUCUCCAGGAACUGGCUAUCCUGCAGUCGACGCUGUUCACCCUGCAGCAGCAGCAGGUGUUUCAGAUGAACCUGAUCCAGCAACUGCAGGCGCAACUGCGUAUCACCAAGAGCGAGGAGCGCCGGGAUGGUUCGGAGUCGGAGGGUGAGCCUCGCACCGCCGGCAGUCCGCCACCGAGCGACCGGCAGACGGAGCCGCCGCUGCCCUCCCCGCCUCUCAAAGAGGAGCCACUGGACGGUGCACCACCGUCGCAGCUGCCACCCCCACCCCCGCCUCCACCACCGUCGUCAGCGCCGCCGCCACCGUCGCUGGCGUCGUCAGUGAUCCAGCCGACGGAUGACGGUCCGACAGAGAGCGGUAACUCGCUGCAGCUCCUGCAGAAGACCACCCAGCAGGUGCUGAGCAACGCUAGCCAGGGUCUCCUGGCCAACAACAUGGUCGAUGAGAUGUACCGGCACACCAAGGCGCCGGGAGGCUUCUCUGGCGACCGCAAGGAGGCGCCGUUCUUCAAGCACCGCUGUCGCUAUUGUGGUAAGGUGUUCGGCAGCGACUCGGCGCUGCAGAUCCACAUCCGGUCUCACACCGGAGAGAGGCCGUACAAGUGCAACAUCUGCGGGAACCGCUUCACCACCAAGGGUAACCUGAAGGUACACUUCCAGCGGCACAGCGCGCGAUUCCCGCACGUCAAGAUGAACAUCAACAUGGUGCCAGAGCACAUGGAUAAGUUCUUCCCGCCGCUGCUGGCGCAGCUAGGUGAGCUACCGGAGACUCCGCAGCCGCCGGUGCCGCCGCCGCACUUCGGAUCACCUCUGCUCGGGCCUCCGCCGCUCUACUCGCGGGCACUGAACGACGAGACGGACGCAAGUCCUGGUGAAAAGGUCCGACCGACCGGCGACCGAGGGAAAACCGCGCCUCCUCCGCCACCCCCGCCUCCACCACCGCCGCAGCUGCCGCCUACCACACAGCAGCCUCCGACCCCCGAGUGGCCCGAGGCUGGUGAUGAGCCUCUCAGUCUGACCAAGCCGAGGGUAAGCCGGCCGUCUGGAGAGGGGGUGACGCCUCCACCGCCCCCUCCGCCACCCCCGGUGACGCAGUCGCUGAGUGACCGUCUGCGAGAGCUUGAGUCUCUACGCCGUCUUCUGCCGCCUAUGAUCAAACGGCCAGCGGACGACGAGGCGGGACUGGACGAGGCCAAGAGGCCACGUGCUGACGAACCUGAGGUGAAGCGCGAGCCCAUCGAGGAGGAUUCUGGAGCACCUCUGAAACCUGGGUCGGAGGUGGACGAACGCAGCCGCGACAGCCGUCUGAGCGAGCCGCGUGACUCGGCUGUGCGCUCAGACAGCGAGCCGGCUGACCACUCGCCCGAGCGGCCGCAGAACCUCUCCAAGUCGGCCACGCCGCCAGUGCCCCGCUCUGCAGCGCUCGCCUCGCUCGGCCAGCGUAUGAUGCCGUCAUUCCCGUUCUCGUUUCCGAUGACGAGCAUGCCUCAGCCGGCGUUCCCGUUCCACUCCGGCUCGUUCAACCCGCUGUUGAACCUGCCGCCGGACGUGGACCCCAGCAAGCACCCCAACAUCUACACCAACCUGCUGCCCAAGCCGGGCGUCAAUGACAACUCGUGGGAGGCGCUGAUUGAGGUGCAGAAGACCUCAGAGACGUCCAAGCUGCAGCAGCUGGUGGACAACAUUGAGAACAAGAUCACCGACCCGAACCAGUGCGUCAUCUGCCAGAGGGUACUCUCCUGCAAGUCUGCUCUGCAGAUGCACUACCGUACACACACCGGUGAGCGGCCCUUCAAGUGCAAGAUCUGCAGCCGCGCCUUCACCACCAAGGGUAACCUGAAGACGCACAUGGGUGUGCACCGCUCCAAGCCACCUGUACGGAUGUCGCACCAGUGUCCCGUGUGCCACAAACGCUUCCACAACGGGUUGAUCCUGCAGCAGCACAUCAAGCUGCACACGGGCGAGCCCACGGAUAUGACUCCCGAGCAGAUCGCAGCGGGGGAGGUGCUGGAGCCGAUGCUGCCCCUGGCGCCCGGGUUCCCGCCGGCGGGUAUGUUCCCCGGUGGCUUCCCGCUGCCUCCCAGCCACCUUCCCAGCUUCCCCGGCUUCCCGGGAGGAUUCCCGCUGCACCUACCCAAGCGGCCUCUCUCGGUCGGCAGCCGGGACAGAGACGAGAACGGGAACCGCACCAAGGAGGGCGGCGCCGCCACCAACGGCGAGCGCUCGGACGCUUCUGGGGAGGACUCCAUGGACUCGGCGGCGGCCGGCAGCGGCUCCCCGCAGCCGGCCGAGCCCGCCGAACCUGUGUCCCCGGCUGCCGCCGGCUCCGGCUCCGGCUCCCCGGCGCCCUACUCCGGCAGCGCCGACGAGACUGGCGCCCAGCCGCUGGACCUGACGCCUCGCUCGGCUGCUGCGCCGGCCGUCCCGUCCCCCGCCGUCUCUGCGGCCGCCUCGCCGCUGAUGAGGCUGCCGCUCGGAGGGUUUCCGAACCCGUUCACGUCCGGACCGAUGUUCGGACAGUUCGGGGGACUGGACGCCCGCUUCCCCGGAGUCGCCGGUUACCCAGUGAUGAGAGGUAAUACAACGUGCAAUCUGUGCUUCAAGGUUUUCGCCUGCCAGUCGGCUUUGGACAUUCACUACCGCAGCCACACGAAGGAGCGGCCUUUCAAGUGUCCCCGCUGCGACAAGGGUUUCAGUACAAAGGGAAACAUGAAGCAGCACCUGAUGACUCACAAGCCGAGGGAAUCGGGCGCCUGCUCGGGCUCGGGCUCGGGCUCGGACGGCGAGACGACCCGAGCCCCGAGCCCCGAGGGCAGGUCACCAGCCCGGCCGGCGCCGACGCCGGCCAGCGAGCAGCCGACGCCGCCUCUCCCGCGACCAGAUGACCGGGAGCGCUGGGGGUCGUCAUCUCCUCCGCUGCCGCCGGCCCCGGCUCCGGCUCCGGGCCUGGCUCCGGGCCUAGCUCCGGACCUGGCUCCGCCUCCGGGUCCGCUGCCGACGGCGCUGGAUGACAUGAUGACCUCCUCACCCGCGCCACUUCACCUCAGCGGACCGCCUCGAGCCGUCACUGAAGGGCUUUGAGGCUAGUUCAAGCCGUGUCUAUCUGGAAUAAUGUUGCAACACAUAUCACUCUAGGACAAGUUGGUGUGACGUCCGGCGCCUACCGUGCGGUGUCCAGCCUAGGUGGCGCUGCGGGCGCCCUGGACGCCGCUGUUCCUACACAUGCUAGUCGAGAGCUAGGGAGAGAGAGAGAGAGAGAGAGAGCAAACAAGACACGCGCCGCUGUAACCCUCGUGUCCAAAGACUGGCGCGAAGUCAACGAGAGACGCACUCGAGUCACGCUUAUUGAAACUGGCGUGCGGAAAGGCGACUCUCGUUGUGGACCGUUCCGCCUCAACUGGGAGGCAAAGCUACGCGAGCGUCAUCUAUACAGCUCGCGCGAUGCAUUUGCUUACUGGCGCGUCAUCUAUAAAACUAUGAGGAAGUGUUAGUUCGCUUUGUGGCCGCCUGUGUUCGCUUCUAUGCCGAGUGCCGGCAGGUGAAUGUUGUCGCUGUGAGAACGGUCUGUCGGUGUCUAUGUGUGUGUUUGUGUGGAUGUUUGUAAAUACAGAGUUGGUCCCUUGCCCGCGGCGCCGGCGGGUCGUUAGCCCCUGUGGCAGUGUUGGGCGUGUGUCGUUGUUGCUGGUUGUUGUUGUUACAUGUAUCAUACCGGUGGCAACGCCAGCGGUACCAUUGUCUGCGCGCGCCCGUGUAUUUAUUUGAGCACCCGUAUAUGCCACGUUUUGUGGGUGAGCAGCAGCACCUCAGCCGCCACAGCGGCCACCUUGUCAUUACCAAACUGUUCCGCUGGCCCCGCAAACGGCACGCAAGUCGCUGGCUUCUGGCCUGUUCACGGGGUCUAUGUCUACUCUGUUUUCUGAUCUGUGACGCGUAUUACGGUAUUAUGCAAUUAAGUCCAGGUUGGCAUUAUGAGUUCAGAGAAGAAAUGAGUUCCAACGAUGAGUUGCGAUCCAAACUGGAUCACUCGUUUUAACUAUCCCAGAUUACCAGUUAUCGUAUCUAAUUUAUUUCUGUCCACUUUCCAUGCUGCUUACUGUCGAAUCUGGAUAAAUGUUCUGUGAUAUAUAGACAAGAUCUGGCGCAAAAUCAUUCCAUUAGCCGUCGGUGGGAUAGGUUGUAUCACAGACAGUUCGCUGGGGAUUACCCCCCGCACAGGGGUGACCCGGGUGCCCCCCAGAGCUCCGCGGUCAGCGCGGAGCGCCCUACCGGAUGGAACGGCUUCGCUCGCCACUCCAAUGCGACCCCCACUUCGACCCUAGUGUGUAAAUACCUUAUGGAUACGCCAACUUUUGGAUUCGAACCCCUUCAGUGUGCUGUAGUGACAUGUUUUUCAAAUAAACUUGACCAAUAUCGCACGAG